AUGCCCGGCACCUACGGCCAACCAGAACAGUCUAUUGACAAGCGAGACUUUGACGCAAACCGAGCUCCUCUGCUGAGCACAGAUCCGGACGACCCUAGUGAGGAGUGGAUGCCUAAACCAGGCCGAUCGCGACCUGUAUCGAGUUAUUCACGUCGCUCGGGGGAGAGUCGGCGCAUAGCGGGGAGUGAGGAUGGUCUUCUCAGCGAUGUGGUGGAAGGCAUUGUCGAGCGCGAUCGGGAGAAAAUGCAAAGGGAGGUGAUUCGGGUCAUAAGCUUUGUCUGGAGUGUUGUGACUUGUCUUGGAGCCGGUAGUAUUACCGCCUUUUCGCUAUAUGGUCAUCUGUUCCUCACCCGGCUUCGAUAUACUCAGCUUCAGGUGAACGCCGUGUCGAUCGCGGCCGAGGUUGCCUUGUACCUACUUGCGCCCCUGUUUGGAUACCUGUGUGAUCGGUACAGCCCGUCGCCCUUGGCACUUGCCUCGGGCAUUCUGUUUGGAGUGGGAUACCUUGUUGCGGCUUUGGUGUAUCGAAGCGGGCCUCCCGUAGACGCUGGUGGUUCGGGAUGGCCCUUCUGGAUGAUGAUUGUGGCCUUCAUCGCUAUUGGGAUGGCCACUAGCUGCAUGUAUUUGGCUGCCGUCUCGACAUGUGCCAAAAAUUAUGGCCGAGGCAAACACAAGGGUGUCACGCUGGCUGUCCCGAUUGCCGCUUUUGGCCUCAGUGGGAUGUGGCAGAGUCAGCUUGCAACGUAUGUACUCUGCGAGCGAAGUUCCGAUGGCACCCGCGGUGAUGUGGAUGUCUUCCGGUACUUUGCGUUCCUGUCGAUCCUAUUGCUGGUCAUUGGAGUCGUCGGAAUGUUUGCUCUGCGCAUCGUCGAUGGUGAUGAGGAGAAGUACAUCGACGAAACGGUUGAAGAACUGGAACGAAGUGGCUUGCUCGAGGAAAGCGAAUUCUUCCGACCGCGAAAUGAGAUCCAAGCCGUUCUCGAGUACGGCACGUUUGGGGACAAUGCGGAUGAUCACUCAAUGACUCUUUCCGAGGAAGAGCGCGAGCAGCACCGUCUUGGAAAGGAGCGAGAAGAGGAGGAGCGCCGCAAGAAAAACUGGCUGCUCAACUAUGAAACGCGAGUCUUUCUUCAGGAUCCCACAAUGUGGUGGCUCGCAGCGGGAUUUUUCCUGGUGACGGGGCCUGGGGAAUCAUACAUCAACAACCUUGGUACAAUCAUACCGACUUUGACACCACCUUCUUACGAGGCAGACGCCUCGCCUCCCGCUGGUCUCCCAUCGACUCAUGUCACCACUGUGGCUUUGACUUCAACUAUUGCCCGCCUCCUCACCGGCUCUCUUUCGGACUUUUUUGCGCCGUCUGCAGUCCAUCUCUUCCCCCCUUUACCCGAAAACGCUCGCCUUCGGCCAGUCCCAUCCAACGACAAGCGUCCAACCAUCUCCAGAAUGCUGUUUCUUCUUCCCUCUGCUUUUCUCCUGGCAAUCGGCUACCUGAUUCUCUCCACUCCAAUUCCUUUGCACCAGCCCCCCAUCUUUCAUCUCACCACCGCUCUCGUUGGGUUCGGCUAUGGUAGCGCCUUUUCUCUCACCCCCAUUAUCAUCUCGGUGGUAUGGGGGGUAGAGAAUUUCGCCACGAAUUGGGGCAUCGUGGCCAUGAUGCCGGCUCCCGGGGCAGCACUGUGGGGUAUCAUUUACUCCGCUGCAUACCAGCGUGCGGUCAAUGGAGGUGCUGGACUGGGCUCUCCCGAGGGAGAGUGCCGUGGCUGGGGGUGCUAUGGACCGUGGUCUGUUGGCUGCACAAUCAGUGUCUUCGUAGCCAUUCUGGCCUGGGUAGUGGCCUGGAGAGGAUGGAAACGCAAGGGCGUUGUUGUCUGA
Molecule: messenger RNA, 1875 nt
Organism: Penicillium oxalicum
Lineage: Eukaryota; Fungi; Ascomycota; Eurotiomycetes; Eurotiales; Aspergillaceae
Product: MFS transporter
Exons: 3
Coding region: 1-1875 (624 amino acids)
Biological process (GO): transmembrane transport
Cellular component (GO): membrane
Molecular function (GO): transmembrane transporter activity
Source: RefSeq, a predicted model, not a curated record